CUCCUCACUCUGCUCCUGCUGCAUCAACCCGCUUUCGAUGGAAAGGAUUAUUUUAUCAUUUUGUCGAACAGCCGAAGAGACAUAAACUCAAGCCAUCGGGCUCUCAUCGGACGCCUCAAUAAUCGGGUUAUUUAUUAGUUUAUUGUCUCAGGGCGACUAUCGUCGAAAGCAUAAGAGAAAAUGAUGAACAACAGAGAUCGCUGGAGGGUGUACAAGAGGGUGACUGUCAUGUUUUUCCUGGCUGUGGUGGCGCUGACUGUUGUCCAGAGGGGGAGCAUCAAUAUGGGGCCUCCCUUGGAACUGGAGAGGCAGGCACGCAUGGAUGCAUCUGAGGGAGUGGAGCCUGGAACAGCUCUAGAAGACAAAGCUUACUGGUACCACGGGAUGAAAAGAUUCUGGAAGGUUAGCAAAAAGCAGCCGGUGCCUCCAGCUCGAACCACCAUGCAGCAGCCCAGGAUCACUGAGGACAGGACUCCCAAAACCUGGGAUGUAACCAGCUCCAACUGUAGCGCCAACCUAAACCUCUCAAGCCAGGACUGGUUUAAGAGCCUGGAGGACAAUUUCAAGCAGUUCAUGCUUUAUCGACACUGCCGCUACUUUCCAAUGCACCUCAACCAUGCAGAGAAGUGCACAGGGGACAUAUACUUGCUCAUGGUAAUAAAAUCUGUAGCCACCCAGCAUGACCGAAGAGAGGUCAUCCGGAAAACCUGGGGCAAAGAGCAGGUGGUUGACGGCAAGAGGAUAAAGACCCUCUUCCUCCUCGGUACACCCUCGAAUGUGGUAGAGAGAGCAAACCACCAGAAGCUUGUGGAGUAUGAGGACCACAUCUACAAGGAUAUUCUCCAGUGGGACUUCCAGGAUAGCUUCUUCAACCUCACACUUAAGGAGACUCACUUCCUCAAGUGGUUCCAGACCUUCUGCCCCAGUGUUCGCUACGUCUUCAAGGGGGACGAUGACGUCUUUGUCAGCGUGGAGAACAUCUUUGAGUACCUGGAAAGCACCGAAGGUGCAAAGAACCUCUUUGUCGGGGAUGUGAUAUUCAAGGCUAAGCCCAUUCGUAAUAAGGAGAACAAAUACUACAUCCCCCUGGCUCUGUAUAAUAAGACGCACUACCCUCCAUACGCUGGUGGAGGGGGUUUUCUGAUGGAUGGGAGCCUGGUGAGAAGGCUUUAUUUGGCGGCAGAAACGUUAGAACUCUACCCCAUCGAUGAUGUCUUCUUGGGCAUGUGUCUGGAAGCGCUUCAGGUCACUCCCAUAAAACACAACGCCUUUAAGACGUUUGGUUUGGUGAAAAAUAAAAACAGUAAGAUGAACAGAGAACCUUGUUUCUUUAAGAGCAUGAUUGUGGUGCAUAAGCUGCUACCACCGGAACUGUUGCGAAUGUGGAAUCUGGUCAAAAGUGACCUAGUCUGCUCGCAGAAAGUGGAGAUCCUAUAGCUUGAUGGAAAACACCGGGUAAGGACAGCACCAACAAGCUGAGCUGUACCUCGGUGGAUAACAGUAGGAUGCAUGAGAGUCCCAGUAAAUUUUCCUUUAUGUGGAGAAUGACCAUGGACAAUAUUUAAAAUUGCUGUAUCUGUGCAGUAGUGCAAUGUUUGGAGGGGUUUCCUCGAGAGUCAAGUAAAUUAUACAGAGUUUUCAAAGGUUGUAUUUAUAUUGGCAUUUUGAAAGACUGGCACUGUCAGCACGCAGAUUCAGAGACAACAACCAAAGUUGAGCUGCUGCAAGAUAAGGAAGUUAGUUACUCUCAAUAAUAACAGCCAUUUUAUUCAUUUUCAUUUCCACCUUAUCACAGCCAGACACACAGGGGGUGUGUCUGGUUUUAUACAGUGGCGGUUGUUCACUGGGCACCUACUGGUAAUGAGCCUGUCAUCAAACAACCAAUGAUAGCGCACCCAUCAAUGUGAGUGCCCUUAAAAAAAGAGGUAAAAUUUAAUUGUGAAGACAAAUGCUAAACAAAACCAUGUUUAUGUAUCUGCUGCAUAUUGUGCUUCCGGAUAGGUUAGAGGGAAAUAAAGUUUGGUUUAGCGUAUUCUUGAAAAACAAAAGGGCAGUGAGCAUUUGUUGGUGCCCUGGAGGCUUGGGUUCGAAAAUGCCAUUGCACAUGCUGUGCAGCCUGUAGUGAUGCUAGCAUUUUGGCUAAGUGUCACACAUUGCCUUAACUUGGACCAGUAUGGCAUGCUGCAGUGGCUUCAAAUCAAGUAAGAGAAUGAAACAACUCUCUCUACCUCAGCGAUUUGGUUUAAAUUUCUCUCUAAUUUCAUAAUUGGUCGCCUUUUCUACUGUAAGUGUAACCAUGAUAGUUAGCUUCAUUUGCAGUACAUGUUCCUAAAGUAAGAUUUUAAUCACUUUUUGUGUUAUAGAGGUCUUUGCACUUGUUUUUUUGUUUUGUGACUGACUUGACCUGGGCCCUGCACUACAAAGCAGGAUUUGUAGUUAGCGAGGUACCUUCAGGGUUAACUCUGGGUUUUUCCGUCCUGGCCAGGGGUUCACUUCACUUCAACACAGAUACAAGCACCACUCAAUGACUAAUCAAUUCCUCGUGAAAUUAUUAAUGAUAUAGAUUCUUGUCAGAGUGACUUUGGCUACUUAUCCGUGUCAGCUUUUUGAACCGUGUGUAUCCAGUGCGACGCAUCAGAGCAAAACACUUACAGUCUGGUUUACAACAUCUAAGGGACACAUUCAUUGAAUGCAAUACAGAAAUCAAAUUAAAGCCCACUCGUGCCCUAUGGGGUAGUGGUAUAAGAUGAAAAAAUACAGUCUGCAUACUAGAUAAUGCUCCCAUACAUUUAAUUACCACAGUGACAUUUUGCUCUUUAGCAGAACUUUUCCUGACUUUUUUAGUUCUUCUGUCCAGCACCUUCAUCUGGAUGACAUGCCGUUCUUAACUUUUUGUUGUUUGGUGACAUUAAAAGACUUUUGAUUUCCUAUUCACACAGUCAGCAUUUUUGUUGAUAGAUAGAUUUGUUGCAAUCGGUCAUAUACUGAGAACACUUUUGUUAGGUUAAGUUAAGCCAGAUAUGGAAAAGAUACCCUGGCUGUUUUGAACUUGCUUCGUAGUACAGGGUCCUGUACAUCUACCACUCCUGCAAACUUUUUUAAAAAUUGUCUAAUUUUGUUAUAUGUUUGCUGUCUGUGGAUUUGAAUGUGCUGAUAUACUUGACAUGGAUUUGGUUGGGGGGUUUACAAUGACACUGUGAACUAAAACUAUUGCUGGUACGAGAUAUAAGACGUGUUAAUUUAAAUCCCUGAUAUGGGGGCAAAUGUGGGGUUCCUGUAUUUAAUUUAAAGCGUCAGAUGAACAAAAUAAUGGGAUGUUCCAUGAGUAUAAAAUUGAAUGUUGUGGGUAUAGUGGGUGAUGAUUAUGUAAAUAUAUGUAAAAAAAAUGAAAAUGUGGAUUGAAUGUCCUUUGUAAAUAAACAUCU
Centropristis striata (black sea bass) is the source of this 3425-nucleotide messenger RNA. It is a transcript of the gene b3gnt7, whose product is annotated as UDP-GlcNAc:betaGal beta-1,3-N-acetylglucosaminyltransferase 7. NCBI's taxonomy places the organism in Eukaryota, Metazoa, Chordata, Actinopteri, Perciformes, Serranidae. Gene Ontology annotation, molecular function: hexosyltransferase activity. The record is from RefSeq and is a predicted model, not a curated record. The transcript is spliced from 2 exons. The coding region runs from base 181 to 1437 and encodes 418 amino acids. Gene Ontology annotation, cellular component: membrane.